Nematocida ausubeli is the source of this 1743-nucleotide messenger RNA. RefSeq lists its product as uncharacterized. The record is from RefSeq and is a predicted model, not a curated record. Lineage: Eukaryota; Fungi; Microsporidia. The transcript has a single exon. The coding region runs from base 1 to 1743 and encodes 580 amino acids.
AUGGGUGAAGAAAACUUAAAAGAAAUGGUAAAUGAAGAGAAAGUACAGACUCCUGCAGAAACAAACAAACCACAUAUAUUGACAAAGGAACACAAAAAGGCUUUAAGCAAUUUCAGAGAACAAGUCAGAUAUAAGGACUAUAAGGGGCUUGUAAGAACUCUAAAGGUAAUUGAGGAAAUCAUUCUGCGCCCGCAGCUUUACAUUAUAGAAGACAAGUACAGGGAAAGAUACGAGCUAGUUCACGAGAACAUUCUGCUAUUAAAAAAUAUUCUAAUAAGUGACAUAAAGUAUAGCAUAACAAAUGAAAAGGGGCUUGAUAAAAGCGCAGUUCUUCUGUCAACGAUCCUAUCGGAAAAGUAUGUGUCGGAUGUGCAAAAGUCCAUUGUGAUCUGGAUGUCAAAUAAUGUGCAAACAAAGCACACUAAAGAGAUACAAAGGUUGGAAAAUCUGAUAGAUGUAGAGAACUCUCUAAAGCUACUUCUUACCAUAAAGGAUAAUGUAGGCAUGAAAACAGCGCAUCUUCCAAUUUGGUGGAAUAUUUCUAAAGUCAUUCUGUGCGACCUUUCUAUUAUUUUGAAGAAUAAGCUGAUCCGUGUGAUUGACAGAGCAGAUUUCUCGUGUGUUGACUAUUUGGAGGCCCUAAAGGCAUGCAUGGAGUUUGAAACCACAUAUCUUCUGAUUUCAGGUAGAAAAGCAACAUCUCUUAACAACAAAACAAAGAUAGAAGGUCUUGAGGUCUCAGAGAGAUCGCCUGCACAUCUGAAGCUGCUUGACGAUAUAUCUACAGAGCUUCCUAUAUGCAAUGAAGAGAUUGAGCCAAACUCUCUAACUAUUGCAUUUAUACCAUAUAUUCACAUCUACAUUGAAAACGAGCUAAAGCCACUGGCUGACAAAAAAAUGCUUUUUGUUAAGAAUGAGGUGCACAGCAGUACAUACAGUAUAUACACCACCCUGACACAGACGCUAACAAAGCUGCUCUACUUUAAAUUUCCAAGUGUAGGAUACUCCUUUCUCACAAUAGUUGAUAAAGUUAUCUCAAAAAUCAUCAGCAAAUCACCCUUCACGGAGGCAAAAGAGAACUUUCUUUCUGGAAUUGAAACCAUGCACUAUGUAAAGCAGAUGACAAAAGAAAUGCUUGUUAAGCUUCAGAAAACAUUUAACAUCUCGGACAUCGCGUCUCCUAGUACCAUUCAUGCGCUUGAUGAUCUAUCCCAUAGAAUGUAUGCGUCUUAUAUGCUAUACAUGCAGGACAGGCUGUCCUUUUUAAACAAGAAGACUCUAAAGGCAGGAAAUCUAGAAAGCUACACAAUUCCUUUUCUUGCUGAGCUAAUUCAAGAGAUAGAAAGCAUAUCGAGUGUUUCGUUCACGUCAUAUGACUAUCUACUCAAAGAGUGGCUGGAUAUGCUAGGAGAGGCAAUCUUUUUAGUUCUGUGCGAGAUGAAGUUUACUGUCUCGCAAGCAGAGCAGGUUCUGUACUUUAUGAGUGCGGUUGAGGUUCCCUUGAAGAGCACUAUUUUAGUGCAUCUUGAGCUAGAUAUACAGUACUCAAUAUUCGACAAGGCCAAGCUCUUUCUAAAGCUUUUCCUGCAGGAGCCGUCUUCCCCUGAGCAAUUUAUAGAAAACUUCUACAAGAUGUCAAAUGGCCUAUUUGCUUUCCACCAGGUUCUGACAAAAGUUCCAAAAAAGCACCACAAAAAUCUUAUUACAGAGUUUAACAAGAGCUCGUCUCUAAAUACUCUGUGA